AUGAGUAAAGCUAAAGACAAAGACAAGAAAAAGAAAAAGGAACCACCAUUACCAGAGUUUGAAGAUUUCACUCCGGAGCAAAUAUUAUUUUUCAAGCAGGUAUACUUAUCUUUUGAUAAGAAAGAAGAGGGUUUUGUACGCCCUAAACAUUUGCCAGCCAUGUUACGUGGACUAAACACAAAUCCAACCGAAGAAUUUCUUACGCAGAAUAUAAAUCGCAUCACGAAGGAACUAAAAGGAGAAAUGAGUUUCGAAGAAUUUCUUGGGAUUCUGAUACCUCUCAUAAGAUCAACAGGAACUGAUGAACAAAUUCGUGAAGCGUUUCGUACAUUUGAUCCAGAUGGAAAAGGAACAAUUGGCGUCGAAGAAUUAAGACAUAUAUUAACCACACUUGGAGAACCACUGACCCUUGAUGAAAUUAAUGUUAUGAUUGUUUUCGCCGAUCCUGACAAGGACGAGAGGAGUCGACAAAGAUGUAGAUCUACACCACGUUCUGAUGUAGAAGAGUUAUUGAGGCGAAGAAUUACUCCAGAUACUGUUGUAGAAGUGAUGGUGACAAAUGAAGCUGCUUGGAAAGCCAUAGACAGAUUUGCGAGAGAUGUGGUAAUUGACCUGCGCUCUAUAGAAAAAGAAAGGGCAUAUGGGACUUUGCUCUUUUAA
Messenger RNA from Ctenocephalides felis (cat flea), 660 nucleotides. Its product is annotated as calmodulin-A-like. The record is from RefSeq and is a predicted model, not a curated record. The transcript has 4 exons. Gene Ontology annotation, molecular function: calcium ion binding. The coding region runs from base 1 to 660 and encodes 219 amino acids. Gene Ontology annotation, cellular component: myosin II complex. NCBI's taxonomy places the organism in Eukaryota, Metazoa, Arthropoda, Insecta, Siphonaptera, Pulicidae.